This is a messenger RNA of Schizophyllum commune H4-8, 1016 nucleotides long. RefSeq lists its product as uncharacterized. NCBI's taxonomy places the organism in Eukaryota, Fungi, Basidiomycota, Agaricomycetes, Agaricales, Schizophyllaceae. The transcript is spliced from 4 exons. The record is from RefSeq and is a predicted model, not a curated record. The coding region runs from base 47 to 856 and encodes 269 amino acids.
UUCACCAUGGCCGUCCGCGAGCGAAUACAUCGCCUUGUUUUCAACCAUGACUGCCUUGAUCGAAGCUCCUGAAGUGCCCGUGCCCGACUCGAAUGGUUUCCCGCCGGGCUACUUUGUGAUUCGUUCUAUUGCGUGCAAUAGGAAUUGGGAUGUCUCGGGGGACAGCGUUGAGGACGGCACGGAUGUGAUCCUCCAUCCCGAGAAGGAGCCCUCGUUGGUGGAAUCACGACGCAACCCAGAUGCGAACAAUCAGGUCUUCUACGUGGACACGUCAGGAGCGCUGUGCUCGAGGUCCUCUGGCCAUGCGCUAGACAUCGAGGGAAACCGCGUCGUCUUACGCCACAGGCGCCCUGUCUCCCUCCCCUACCCCAAUUCAUACUCCCACCCCCUUCCCCGCUUCAAGUACUCCCCCGAGUCGGGCCAGAUCACCGUUGAGUUCUCCUGCGACCCCGCCUACCUGCCUCCCCCUGCCCCGCACAGCGCUUGGCAAGACAAGGUCUACCUCCUCACCUCCGUCCCUAAGCGCCGCCCCCGCAAUUUCCUGGACGACGCCUCCGAAUUCCUCACCAUGAACGUCGCCUCGCCCAUCUCAACCAUCUUCGGUGCUCCGCGCAUCAGCAAUGCUACACCAGAGGCCGUGGCGCAGGUCGACAUCGACUUGAGGGAGAACGAGGUGAUCGAGGAGGAGCGCGCGGAGACGGAGGAAGCGGACGACUCGACGGACAAAGAUAGGGAUUUGCGGAUGUUGCGCCUCGAUAAGGCCACGCAGAACACGGUCGGAAGCGCGGCGCGCAAUCGCAGGCGGUGGGAGAUUAUCCAGCUGAGGAACGCGGAUAGGAGAACGGGGCCAAUUUGAGGCUCUGACGGCCAUACUAGUAAAGCCUGCUGAAGUUGUGGAUAUACGGGUGCAGAAAAUGUAUCUGGAGUAACAAUAUCGUGUACAAGCUACGUGCUAUAACAGUGUCUGGCGACUGGCCUUUCUCGCUCUGAUCUCCGUAUGUCAGUAUGCAGUCACC